Messenger RNA from Branchiostoma belcheri (Belcher's lancelet), 819 nucleotides. RefSeq lists its product as uncharacterized. The coding region runs from base 49 to 819 and encodes 256 amino acids. Gene Ontology annotation, molecular function: protein binding. The transcript is spliced from 6 exons. Gene Ontology annotation, biological process: regulation of apoptotic process. The record is from RefSeq and is a predicted model, not a curated record. Lineage: Eukaryota; Metazoa; Chordata; Leptocardii; Amphioxiformes; Branchiostomatidae.
ACAGAAUUGAAGAACCAUAGACUUGAAGGUCACCUGAAGGACGGAACCAUGCCGCAGGGAAAGACGCCCCUCCUGCCCUUGAUCCGUGACCUUGCCAACAACAUCUCGCAGCAGGACCUGAAGAAGAUGAAACUCGGCUGCACGAACCACCUCUCAAGAAAGGCGCUCAACGGCAUCAAGACGUCUCGAGAACUCUUCAAGACGCUGGUGGACAAAGGUUACUUUAACCAGAACAACGUGACCUUCCUGAAGCGCGUGCUGAGGGAUGCUGGGAAGGGCGACCUUGUGUCGUAUGUGGAGAAAUACGAGGAAGGUCGCGAGACGCUACUGCCCAGGGACAAGGUCGUGGAGCUCAAGGUCACAGGUUAUGAACCAAUCACGGUGCAGCUGGCUCAUCCGACCUCUCACCUCUCCACCGGCACCAUGGAGAUGGUGAGGGGAACUCUGGGUAAUCUCCUAGCAACAGCCACGCCCACUGCAGACGUUUUUUACCGGAGCUGGGCGGCCGUGGAGCGAAGAGUGGAGAUCACGUUCAUGGUGCCGAACGCGUUGGCACGGCAACUGGAGUCCGAGGCAGCCAACCGGCGAGACUGUCUCGCGCUAACGGGCAUCAUGGCCGUCCAGCGCGAAAACUGCGCCGACACCACGCUACUACUCCCACCAAUCACAGCCCCCCCUCGAGCAGCCUCAGUGGAGGUGCCCCACAGGCUCUACCCACCUGUCCCCCCCACGAGCAGCCUCAGUGGAGGUGCCCCACAGGCUCUACCCACCAUUGGACCAACCAGAGGCCCUGCAGCGGCUCAACCUCAUCACUCCUGA